AAAUAAGUCACUUAGAAUAUGUCUGAAUUUUUUAAUAACUUAAGUCAAAGAAUUAAAGAAAAGACAAAUUAUGAAGAAAAAACUUCAGAAAAAAAGAAGUUAAAAGAAUAACUUUUUCGUAAAGAGCUACAAAAAGCACAACAACUUAUUGCUUAAGAUUAACCUAUUCCAAAGAGACUCAGAUUUGAUGUUGUUUAUCACUUAAAAGUUUAUAUGAACUCUGAUGAAAUUAGAAAAUUAAAUUAGCUUAAAGAUGAGUAUUCUUCAUCUUCAUACAAAGUUUCUGCAAUUUCACUUCUUAAUAUAGUUUGUGUUUCUGCUUUUAUUAAAGGAUUUAUGAAUUUCAAAUGGUAUACUAAAGUAGGCAUAGCUUCAUUUGUAUUUUGUUCUUCUCAUUACAUUGGUAUGUACUAAAUAGAACAAAAAACUCAAAACUUUUAAGAAUAAAUAAUUUAAACUUACAAGCAGUAGUUUUUGGAUUCAAAUUUUAUCAAAAAUUAGCUCAUUUAUGAUAUUUCUUAACCAGAUCCUCAUCUUUAGACAAAAAAGAAAUUAUUAGAAUAAAAUUAAAAGUUACUUUAAACCUAAGAAGAAUCAAGUGAUUGA
Messenger RNA from Tetrahymena thermophila SB210, 606 nucleotides. RefSeq lists its product as hypothetical. Lineage: Eukaryota; Ciliophora; Oligohymenophorea; Hymenostomatida; Tetrahymenidae. The transcript is spliced from 2 exons. The record is from RefSeq and is a predicted model, not a curated record.